Molecule: messenger RNA, 4647 nt
Organism: Cutaneotrichosporon oleaginosum
Lineage: Eukaryota; Fungi; Basidiomycota; Tremellomycetes; Trichosporonales; Trichosporonaceae
Source: RefSeq, a predicted model, not a curated record
AUGGGCUGCUCGGCCUCCAAGCAAGUGGCAACUAUUGAUUCGGCGCAGAACAACCUUACGACCAUGCAUCACGACGCGCCCAUCGCCAGCGAGGCGGCCACUGAAAAGAAAGCCGACGAAAUACCUGAGUUCUGCGAAGUCAUGCACCAGCUUGGCUACUUCGCUGAGGUGGUAACUGGAUAUUUGCUCGAUUCCGACAUGUUCAGCGUUGUGUCUCUUGAUGCGUCCGAUGCAAGCCGGAGGGCUACAGCAGCUGUAGACCUACUACAAUAUGGCCCGCCGCCCGGCCCACCACCAAGGUCGCCACCGGCCUGCAUACGCAUCUACGAGUUCUGCAAUCGCUACCCGGUCUUGGCGGAGAUUGGCAGGGCGGCGGCGGCGUGGGCUUCGGUACAAGUGGACAGCGUUUUCGUCCGCCUGACUGCGACGGACCGCAACGAAUUCUCGAUCGACGCGGCGUUCGUGUGCCAGAACGAUAUUGUGAUGCCGCACGAGAUACACUCAGCAUCUGUGAAGCAGAAGGAGCUGUACAAGUCGAUAAGCGAUCUCUGGCGCGAUAACUUCGCAUACGGCGCUACGGGCGUUGAUCACCCAGGCGACAUGGAGCUUCAGUGGUAUUCCGAUAACACCCUUUUCAUCAGAGGAGUUGAUUGGCAGCCGCAAACGAAUGUCGGCGGAGAGAAGCGCGCACUUUGGGUCCACCAUCUCAAGGAAAACUUGCGGUCAUUGCUUCAUAACGCGGAAGUUGCUGAGGCUCGCUCCACUCUCCGCGGUCUGGAGUUCAGAAACCGCCUCGGAGCAGUUCUCGGGGACAUGUUAAAGGUGAUUCUCACUUGGCCGCCCACGGACUCGUCCAUAGCCCAGCUAUUGAUCCACCUCGUCCACCUCGACGGCCACGGACCUUCGGGACGCGUUGAGAUGAGCGACAGGGCCGGCAACGACCUUACAAACACGGCAACGCACGCUUUCCCCGACCCCACCCUUCUACAGGACUCGGUCGUCAAGUACUGGACCGAUUUGUGCGCUACGGGCACUCCAGGCGUCGACCACGCGACGAGCCUUACCAUCGAGGCCCUGUUCGAUCUGUCCCAGGGGACCUCACACCCGGUCAAGCACCGAGUAACUGUCGGCUUCAGCGUUGACGGAGUCGGGCUCCGACCUCGGGCUACGUACGAAGACGUGUACCGUUUGCGGCCGGACGAGGAGCCUCGCACCGCGGCCCCUCCCCGCAUUACAUUCGCAGGUCUGCCCUCAUGUGCGGGCAACGAACAGGCCUUCUUUGACGCCUUCAACCCCGCACUCUCGCCCAUUCUGUCGGCGGCGUUUGCAUGGCGCCCCGCCGACAACAUCGCCAAGGUCGUGGUCAUGCUCGCCCACGUACCCACGCAUGGGCCUGCCGCUCGCGUCGCCAUCUUUAGCGACACCGAAUGUUUUGUCGGCAUGUCAGGUGGCACGCCGCGUCCGCCGCGUGCGCUGCACGAUGUCGUCUGGACGCUCUGGGCCAACUUCUGCGUUGCACACCCCAAUGACCUCCCCCACGUCCUCACAAUCACGGGGAAGCUUGGUGACUCGGCCGGGCAGACGAGCGCCGGAUUCGAACUGCACGGCGUCUGGCGCCGAGAGGACCUCACACCUGCCGACAUAUCGCACAUCAACAUGCUCUAUGGCUUACCGCGCGACGACUUCCCGUCCGCUGAUGGGGGGAGGUCUCCACCCACCACAGGACGUAACUGCUUCUCAUCCACCACCUGCAACCAACGAUCUGUAUCAGCGACCAUGGCGAGCAAUCGUCUGUCCCACCAGGGAACUAUUCUAUUGGACAUCCCGGGGCUGAACUUCAACUCUCCGCCGCCACCUUAUCCAGACGUCCAUGUUGCCCAAGCUAUAUCUGCAGCUGCCCGGGCUCCGCUUCCCAGGAUCCCGGGCGCGAACGUCGCAGCCCGAGACUCAUCCCACCCCGCACCCAUGCAAGAAGUACAGGCCGUUGCGAGAGAUGCAUCCCAGGGUUGGGAAGCGGAUGUAGGCGACGUCGAGCAUAUCCUCGCUUCUUGCACGACGAUCACGAUGGAGGGCCGCGCCGUUUUUGUUAUCGACCAUCAAUUUAACGUUGCGAACUCCGACGCUCCUGCGACGGCGCCGCCUUCGCCGCCCGCAGCAAUGACGCAGAGCGACGAGCAGCGGUCGCGGGAGUUCUGCGUCCAGCGCCUGGGCCGGAUUUCGUCCAACAUUGCUCGCCAGGCAGUCGAGUGGACAGAGCGGAGGGACGUCCAGGCUGUCUGGAUCCGCCUGACGGCCGACUCUCAGCACUGCGCCUCGAGCGAUGUUGCGUUCCUCAUCAACACCACCGUGGUCACACCGCACGAGAUACACCCUGACGUUCUCAAACAAGAGAACCUGUUCGUAGCUAUGAUUCAGCCGUGGCUCCAAGAUAUCGUGCUGAACGGCAGGGUCGGCGUUGACUAUCCCGGCGACGUUGUGUUCAAGCAGUCUCUGGCGGACAACACCAUGUCGCUCGACGGCAUCAACUGGACGGCCCACACGUAUAAGCAGCCUGGGCGGCGCGCACCAUGGCUAACCGCGCUCAAAGAACGCAUGGCGGCCCACCUGGGCCCGCCCGGAUCCAUUGUCAUAUUUCACCGCGAACUCGACGCACAGAACCGGCCGUCCGUGACCGCGCCAGCAGGACCCGGCCAGACUCAGCUUCUAUACAAGGGGAUGGCAGGCGAGGCAUUGGACGAGCGGACGGCCGCGUUCUUGCGCCGCGCUGCGCCUAUCCGCGCAAUUGUCGAGGCCGUCAUGGCUUGGCCCGCUACCUAUGGACGCAUCGACAUAGCGUCCGUCGGCCUUUUCCAUAUGCCGGGACAUGGGUCGACCGUACGCGUUGACCUUACGGACAGCUCGGCACGUCUCAUCUCAGACCCGCCCGCGCCGGCGCAUGUGAACCCUAAUGGCCUGCAGGAAAAGGUUGCGAGGUUAUGGGCUGACCUCUGUCGCCAGGGCACGCCCGAGGUCGACCAUCCCGUCAUGGUAGCCUUUAUGCUCGGGCCCAAGGGCGCGGGAAGCGUGUCCGAGGUGUCAGUCAAGUUGGUGUGGCACGAGGCCACUAUGCCUGCCCCGCGACGAGCCUUCGUCAGCCGAACGUACAACGCGCGUCCAGGUGACGAUGUCACGGGGUGGACUUCCCGUUCGCCUAACAGCAUCGUCAGCUCUUCGCGGACUAACACCAACAUCGCACCGCCCUCGGGAUCACAACCUGUGUCUGGUCCUCAUGCUAGCUCAGGAGCGAGUAACCCGCUCGCCACGUCCGUGGCCAAUCUUUCGCUAUCAGGCCAUUCAUCCCCGACCGCUCUCAGCACUAUUUCAGCAAUGGGCAGCCCUCCUGCGGUUAUCAUGACCAGCCCCGCCUUUGCGAGCCCUCCUCUCGGCAUGGCGAGCCCUCCUCUUGGCAUGGCGAGCCCUCCGAUAGGUACGACUAGCCCUCCGCUAGGCACGGCCUAUGCUCCUCAUAAUCCGGCGAGCCCUCCCCUCAGCUAUGGAAGUCCUCACCUCGGCAUGACUAACGCUUCCGCUAUGACUCCGCACGUUCCCGCCUGGACUGGGGGCACGCUCCCUCCCUUCCGCUAUCAAGGCAUGGGAGGCCUGAUUCUGGAUCAGAUCACCACCUCGUUCCUCAACCGCGCCAAGGCCGACAUCGGCGCUAUGCUUGCAUACAUCAUCGACUGGCCGCCGACCAUGCGCCAAAUCGAGCUCAUCUCCAUCGUGCUCGUGCACAUUCGUGGCCGCGGCGUUUCCGCUCGCGUCAGGCUUACCAAUCUCAUGGGCAACGACAUCACCACCUGGACCACCCAGCAGUACACGAAUUGGGGGCUGCUACAACAGGUCGUUGCUGAGCGCUGGGCCACCCUGUGCCGACGGGGAGUCCCCGGCGUCAACCAUCCCGAGAUGCUGGCGCUCACAGCCACCCCCAGACACACGCAGACCAUAAACGUCGUUUCGGCGGCGGCAUGCUGGGAGUACGCGUCUGAGGAGCUGGAGAGCUCUGUCGAGAGCAUAUAUGCAGAGCGUGCCGGCAUCCCCGUUGAUGCUGGUUGGGCGCCACCACCGGCGACGGCGCCAAUGCCACCCGCCCCUAUGCGUGCAACGACGAUGCCGGUACCCCUUGCCAAUCAUCCCCCUCCUCAGGCUCCAAGCCAUGGCCAGCAUCUCUGCAACAUGAUGAAGGAGAUCAUGACGUGGCCCCCCACUCUCGGCCGCAUUGACGAGCUCCACGCCUACCUUGUCCACAUGCGCGGAAAGGGCUCCACGGUGCACGUCCGGCUGUUUGACACGGCGGGCACGGACAUCACUGCGUCUACCAGCACUGGGCAUCAAGACGCCACGCUGCUGCAGAACCGCGUGGCGGGCCACUGGGCCACACUAUGCCGCGAGGGCCAGCUGGAGAUUGCCCACCCGCCGAUGCUCAUCCUCGUUGCCGUUCCCGCGACGGGCGAACUCAAGGAGGUCGCCACGCGCGCGAUCUGGGUGGAAGCCGCGCUUCCCGAGUCGGCACGCACCGCCGUGCAGGGAUACUAUGAAGUGCGGCCUGGAGACAAUACGGACCGCCGCGCGAGCGGGAUGCGCCAAGGAACCGUGCCCAUCUUCAUCUAG